UUAGAUUUAUCAAUGGAAUUGAACGUAAAACAAAGCGGAAUUGAAAAAAGAACAUUUUCUACAACGUAUUACAAAACAAGGAGUGGGAAGAUUAACAAGCGUGUAAAUGAACUUUAUUUGAGAAAUGAUAUUCCUUGUGGAUUUUCGCGUUGUUUAAAAUGUCGUUACAACAGUGAAGCCCUCAAACCUCUCCAAUUUUUUGAAAAUGGAAGUUUGACUAAAUCAGUUAAAUACCCACAUUUUUUACUUCUUGAUGGGCCUUCUAUAAUGAAAUUUAUUGAUGUUUUGGAUGAUAUUAGUGUUUUUCGGAAUAUAAUUAUUCUCCAAAGUGUUUGGGCUUACAUAAAGAAAAUGAGCGGUGCAGUUUUUAAACGUUUAAAUACCUUUUUUACUGAAAAUAAUGAUCGAAUGUUUGUUUUUCUCAAUGAAUUUGUUGGCCAAACUUUUGUUGAUCUAAGCUUUAGCCGUGUUCCUGAACUUUAUCAAGAACAAUGCUUAAUUUCUGGCUCUAAAUUUCUUUGCGAUCAUUGGAAUGAAUUUUCUGUUCGUCCUUUAAUUCUCUGUUCUUCAGAAGAGACGAUUGCGCGUGUUUCUAAAGAUUAUCAACAUGUAAUUUCACUAAUUGAUUAUGUAAAAGGAAUCCCAGGCUCCGAGUCGCUCAUUCAACGCUUAACUGAUUUAGGCAAAAAAGAAAGACGAGGACGUGCACUUUUUCCAGAAUAUUGGACUCAAGACAAACUUUUGGAUGGAUUGUCUAAAGGAAAUUUGAAAAAAGGAAAAUUUCAGAUUUCCCAGGAAAAUUAUUUGGAAGCUUUUGUGGAAUUUGAUAUGGAGGAUCAAUGGUUUGUCCAGGGUUCUCUAAAUAUGAAUAGAGCAGUUCACGGAGAUGUCGUAGUAGCUCAACUUUUGCCAGAAUCUGAGUGGUCCGCUCCAGAGAAAACUAUUCGAUUAAGAGACGCUGAGGAAACCCAAAAUGAGGGAGAUAAUUUACCUGAUGCUGAUGGGGAAGAGGAAGAAAGUGGAGAUGAGGAUUUGGAAGAUAGUGAAGCACCGGCAAAGAAGAGCAGAAAAGAGGUUUUGCCCUCAGCACGUAUUGUUGGCAUUCUACGACGGAAUUGGCGUCAUUAUUGUGGAAUUAUUUUACCUCCAAACAUGCCUGGUGCUCGUCAGUUUUUAUUUGCUCCUUCUGAACGUUUAAUUCCCCGAAUUAGAAUUGAGACGUCCUAUUAUGAACAGUUGAUUGGCAAAAAAGUUCUGGUACAAAUUGAUUCAUGGCCACAAGAUUCUCAUUAUCCAAGAGGUCAUUAUAUUCGCGUAAUUGGCAAUGAAGGCGAACGCAAAACAGAAGAUGAAGUUAUUUUGUUGGAACAUGAAGUUCCCUAUGAUGAAUUUUCUCCAGCUGUCCUCGCAUGUCUUCCUCAAGUUCCUUGGUCACCACAUCCUUUAGAUCCUCCAGAACGCGAAGAUUUGACGGCUUUGGAUAUUUGUUCUGUUGACCCUGAAGGUUGUACUGAUAUUGACGAUGCGGUUCAUUGCCGCGAAGUAGGGCCUAAUCGCUUUGAAGUUGGAGUGCACAUUGCUGAUGUCACUCAUUUUGUUCGUCCUGGAACAGCAAUAGACCAAACAGCAGCUGAGCGUUCUACUACAGUUUAUUUAUGUGGAAGACGUAUUGAUAUGUUGCCAUCUUUACUUUCGACAAAUCUAUGUUCUCUUCGUGGUGGUGAAUUGCGCUAUGCAUUUAGUGUUAUUUGGGAAUUAAAUGGAGACGCAGAAAUUCAAAAUGUUAGAUUUUGUAAAUCGUUAAUUCAUUCACGUGCUGCCUUAACUUAUCAAAAAGCUCAAGAAAUGAUUGAUGAUGAAAAAUAUCAGGAUGUUAUAGCUACAAGUUUGAGGAAUCUGUUAAAUUUGUCAAAGAAAUUGAAGUCUCGUCGACGUACUGUUGGUGCAUUGGAAUUAGCUUCUUCAGAGAUUCGUUUUGAUAUUGACCCGGAAACUGGGGCUCCUGUUAAAGUGUUAGAGAAGCAACAUUUGGAGACUAUGUCAAUGAUAGAAGAAUUUAUGUUGUUGGCAAACAUUUCUGUUGCUGAAAAAAUUCUUCACGAAUAUCCGUUAUUUUUCGUCCCGAAAAUUGACUAA
Molecule: messenger RNA, 2136 nt
Organism: Meloidogyne enterolobii
Lineage: Eukaryota; Metazoa; Nematoda; Chromadorea; Rhabditida; Meloidogynidae
Source: the annotation of a GenBank genome assembly